UUCUCGUUCUCCGUUGGAAAGAAAGGUUUCUCUUCUCUUUGAGAAUUCCUUCAAACUCCGCAACUCCCAAUCUAUUCCUUUUUUUUUUUUUCAUACUUUUUAUUUGUUCGUUUUUCAAUUGCUUGAAGAUUUCAAAUCUAUGAGCUGGUUUGAUAAGCUACGUUCUUCGUCGAAUUCCAGCCACAUUGCCGGCCUUUUAAUUUUUAUUCUCUACCAUUCCUUUCUUUUAAUUUCCAAUCUUUCAAUACCUAUAAAACCGUAAACGCAAUCUGGGUCUUCUUCCUUUCGAGCAAAGAUGGAGUCGAAAGAAUCAAAUUGCACGGAUACGAUCAAUGGUCCUUUUGUUUCACAAAUUGAGAGGCAACAACUUCCCGCUCCUUCAGUCAUUGUGAUAGGUGGAGGGAUUUCGGGGAUUGCUGCUGCUCGUACACUCUGUGAUGCCUCUUGUAAGGUCGUCCUAUUGGAAUCACGAAAUAGACUUGGUGGUCGUGUGCAUACUGACUACUCGUUUGGUUUUCCAGUCGACAUGGGGGCAUCAUGGCUGCAUGGUGUGUGCAAUGAAAAUUCACUGGCUCCUCUAAUUAGAGGCCUAGGACUUUCAUUGUACCGUACAAGUGGUGAUAACUCUAUCUUAUACGACCAUGAUCUAGAAAGUUGUGCACUUUUUGAUAUGGAUGGCCGACAAGUACCUCAACAGCUAGUCAUUCAAGUUGGAGAUACAUGUGCGAGAAUUCUCAAAGAGACGGAGAAAGUAAGGGAUGAACAUAGCCAUGACAUGUCCCUUCUUGAAGCCAUCUCCAUUGUUUUGGAGAGAAAUCCAGAGUUCAGACAAGAAGGGCUUGCCCAUGAAGUAUUGCAAUGGUACAUAUGUAGAAUGGAAGCUUGGUUUGCGGCCGAUGCGGAUAUGAUAUCGUUGAAAAGCUGGGACCAGGAGCAUGUUCUUUUGGGUGGCCAUGGACUUAUGGUAGAAGGGUAUUAUCCCGUUCUAAAUUCUUUAGCGAAAGGGCUAGACAUAUGCUUGAACCACAGGGUUACAAGAAUUGCUCAAUGGUGUAAUGGAGUAAUAGUCUCUGUUGAGGGUGGGAGAAGUUUUGUUGCUGAUGCUGCAAUCGUAACAGUGCCUCUUGGGGUUCUCAAAGCCAACCUUAUUGAGUUUGAGCCGAAGCUACCGGAGUGGAAGAUCACUGCAAUAUCUGAUCUGGGAGUUGGCAAUGAGAAUAAGAUUGCUCUAUGCUUUGACACAGUUUUCUGGCCGAAUGUGGAAUUAUUAGGCAUUGUUGCUCCUACAUCUUAUGCCUGUGGCUAUUUCCUAAAUCUUCACAAGGCGACGGGCCAUCCAGUCCUUGUAUACAUGGCUGCCGGAAGGUUUGCCUAUGACAUAGAGAAGUUGUCUGAUGAGGCAGCUGCCAAUUUUGCAAUGUUGCAACUCAAAAAGAUGCUUCCUGAUUCAAAAGAGCCUAUCCAGUAUCUGGUCUCACGUUGGGGAACAGACCCGGAUUCACUUGGUUCUUAUUCCUAUGACUUAGUCGGGAAGCCCAUUGAUUUGUACGAGAAGCUUCGGACUCCAGUGGAUAAUCUUUUUUUUGCUGGAGAGGCUGUGAGCAUGGAUCACCCAGCAUCUGUACAUGGAGCUUAUUCGACAGGAGUCGCAGCUGCUGAAGACUGCCGAAGGUGGAUACUAAAGCAAUGCGGCAAUUUGGAUCUUAUCCAGCUUGUCUCAAGGGGAGAGAAAACAGAAGCUGAAAUUCCACUUCGUAUAUCAAGGAUUUGAAUGAUGAUUUGACUUGGGUUUACAGCCGAUAAAGAUAAUUUGCUAGUUGUAAGCCUUUAAUAGAAUAGAGGUACUUCUCCACUCUGUAUACGAUGAAAUUCUGAUUUUUAAAUCUUUUAAAAGUCCCUUCAUUUAUGAUGAAUUCUUGGAACAUGUGUUUUGUUUUUUAUCAUGGCAAAAGUGCCGUAAAAUUCCCAGUGGAUCAAUCAGUUUAUCUUGAGCGUUAGGAAGGAAUUUUCCA
This is a messenger RNA of Magnolia sinica, 2012 nucleotides long. RefSeq names its product polyamine oxidase 5-like. Gene Ontology annotation, cellular component: peroxisome. Bases 296 to 1771 code for a protein of 491 amino acids. The record is from RefSeq and is a predicted model, not a curated record. Gene Ontology annotation, biological process: polyamine catabolic process. Gene Ontology annotation, molecular function: polyamine oxidase activity. Lineage: Eukaryota; Viridiplantae; Streptophyta; Magnoliopsida; Magnoliales; Magnoliaceae. The transcript is spliced from 10 exons.